AUGACGCCUCAGAAUGCGUUCUAUCGCCCUGCACGGUACACUAGUGCUGAUAACAAGCCAUCUACCGAGCUUUUAGCGGUCGCAGGUGACAUCAUCAGUGCGUUAUUGGGGAGCAUAGUGGUGCGCAGCAAUCUGAUAUCUCCAGCUCAACACGGAUUGCUCCCAAACAGCUCUUGCGUGACAAACAUGCUCGUGUUUAUGGACAGCUUAACCCAAGCCAAGGACGGAGGACUCAUAUCGGAUGCCAUAUUUUUCGGAUUCUCAAAAGCAUUUGAUAGGGUCCCACACGUCCCGCUGCUCCACAAACUCGAGUCUUACGGGAUUCAAGGGAAAAUCCUUCGCUGGAUCAAGGCGUUCCUAUCAGACAGAUCAUUCCGAGUGAGAAUAGGCUCGACCUAUUCCUCUCCAGCGCCGGUCUCCAUUGGAGUUCCUCAAGGCUCCGUCUUGGGACCACUCCUGUUUCUGAUCUACGUCAACGACCUCCCAGACGUUCUUGCGAGUCCAUGUUUACUUUUUGCGGACGACUUGAAAUCCUGGAGUUCCAAUGCCAGUGACCUCCAAAUGGAUGUAGACGCUGCCAAGCAGUGGUCGUUGGACUGGCACCUUCCUCUGAAUGAUGAAAAUGGAGACGCUGCCGCUAGGUCGCUCAAUACAAUACCCAUGCCGGCAUAUUCAGAUGCAGCGGACUCUUCACCAGAAGUGUACAACCGGAACUUGAAACAGCGAGAUGACAAUCCACAAAUCCCGGCUUCGGAUGACUACUCACUUCCGGGUAACUUUGUGGAUAUAUUCAGACACGUUCAUCCAACUCGCAAAGAUGGCUUCACAUGUUGGUCUGCUCGUACCGGUGCCAGAGAAACAAAUUAUGGCGUUCGGUUGGACUACAUUCUACUGGAUGAAGUUUUGGCCACCUGGUUUGAUCGUUGUACAUCGCACACAUUAUGCGCAGAUCACAUGACCAACAUCACAGGCUCGGAUCACUGCCCAACUUGGACUCAUUUACCUUUAUGUUUGGAUUUCAAUGGCCUAAACUAUCCUCUCCCGGCCCUGUGUUCUCGCAAAUGGCCCCAGUGUCAGGCCAAGCAGGUUGGACUCAAGGGGUUCCUGGUUGCAGGUCCACCAUCGACUGCCGACGAUAAUAAAUCUAGUGGACUGCCUUGCGAACAUGGUUCAUCCACCAAGAAUCGAAACGGCCAACCAAAAUUGAAGCAGAUGUGUCUUGGGAUAUCCCGCUCCGUAUCCUCAGACGUUGAUCAAUACCCACCUGCGCUUAGAAAAGAGCAGCGGCUUAGCGAUACUGAUCCGGUGGAGUCAGCCGAUAAUUUGGAAGCCAUCAGACUCCAGGAAAUAGUUGAACAAGCAGAUGCUAAAAAAGCCCAGCACUCAGCCGCAGCUUGGCAACGUCUUUUAAGCGGACCGAAAAAAGCUCCUCGAUGUCGGGGGCAUAACGAGCCGUGCGUCCUGCGUUCGGUGAAGCAGGCAUCGACAACCUCCGGGAGCAAACGUGGAAGAAGGUUUUGGGUGUGCGCCCGACCCCAAGGCUCCAAGGACAAUCCGGUCGCCCGUUGCAGUACGUUCAUCUGGGAUGAUCAAUAUAUGGUCAUUGAACUGUUAUCAAGAAGAGCGAAACCGGUUGUGGGCUGUCGAAGAAUUUUCAGCAACCUUAAGAGUAGUGUAUUACGUCCAUACAUGUAUCGCGAUAUCUCGAAUAUCGUCGCAACUUGUUGA
Molecule: messenger RNA, 1728 nt
Organism: Opisthorchis viverrini
Lineage: Eukaryota; Metazoa; Platyhelminthes; Trematoda; Opisthorchiida; Opisthorchiidae
Exons: 7
Coding region: 1-1728 (575 amino acids)
Molecular function (GO): zinc ion binding
Source: RefSeq, a predicted model, not a curated record